GGUGACCUGCUGUACAAUGUAACUGAUGGGCUAGAGUGGUGUUACACUGCAUAUUGCAAUGCAUCCUGUGAAAUUGAGACCCAAUCGAGCCCAUGUCCAACAACACCGACAUCGAGCACCACUCCACAUUUUACUACCCCAGUGGUCAUCACAAUGUCAACAUCAGUUCCUCUGACCACAACCACCCCUACCUCUGUUUCUACCAAACCAACAAAUCCAUCUACUGCUAGCCUUGACUGCAAUGAUGUGAACCCACCAAAACAGAAUGGAGACUCCUGGAAGGUUGGCAAUUGCAGCCAAGCUACUUGUACAAAUGGCCAGAUCUCAGUGAUACCUGUUGACUGUCCUGUCGUAUACCAACCCAUCUGUACCAAUGGACGCCAAGCUGUUCAGAUUUAUGAUGAAGAUGGAUGCUGUUUUCAUUAUGAAUGUGCAUGUGUGUGCAGUGUCUGGAGUGGAUCCCAUUACAUGACAUUUGAUGGAAAGACCUAUGAUUUCAAUGAAAACUGUUCUUACUACCUGGUCAGGGAGAUUAUUUCUACACACAACCUGACUAUCUUAAAGAGCCAUGACCACUGUGAUCCUUCAGAUCCUUCAUUCUGUCCGUUGACUCUCAAAGUCACAUAUCAGUCCUUCGAGGUAGUUUUAACUCAGCAGAAGGCAUCAGGAACAGUGACUAAUGUGGUGUAUGUAAAUCAGAAACGCAUCUAUCCGGCAUAUCGCAAUCCUGUCCUCCAAGUCAUCGGCACAGACAUGGCGAUCACAGUGGCGAUACAGGAUAUUAGCACAAAAAUAGAAUACAGGGGCUCCUCAUUCAGCAUUGACCUACCCCAUUCCCUCUUUGGUGGAAACACUGAGGGGCAGUGCGGCACCUGUGACAACUCCCAGACCAAUGACUGCCGGUCUCCAAACGGUCAGGUGGCAAGCUGCUCCGAUUCAGCAGGCCAGUGGCUUGUCCCUGGUACACCAUGUGUCACUCCAUCAACCCCCCCAGUUAUUACAAUAGGACCCACUACCACUGCCCAGCCCCCAUCCUCAACUGCAGAGCCCAUUUGCAAAUCGCCUCUUUGUGAUCUCCUAAGCAGCAACAUAUUUGCACCGUGCCAUGCUGUCAUAGCUCCUGGUCCAUUCGCCACAUCCUGUUUAUAUGACAAUUGCAAUGGUGGAAAUAACUCCUGCUCCAGCCUAGAAGCCUAUGCCACGGAGUGUUCCAAUGCAGGAGUAUGUAUUGACUGGAGAAAUGCUUCCAAUGGGCUCUGUGAGCACGGCUGUCCAAGCAACAAAGUGUACAUGGCCUGUGGUCCCUUGAUAGAGCCAACAUGUAAUGACAGGUACAACAAGAUAUUCCAGGGAUCCAGUAACUACACAAAGGAAGGCUGCUUCUGUCCUCCUGACACUACGUUAUUCAACACAGUGCACAACACAUGCGUCACAUCCUGUGGCUGUGUUGGACCUGAUGGAAAACCCAAACAGCCCGGUGACACGUGGACGAGCGAUUGCAACGUCUGUGAGUGUGAUGGGGAUUCGAUGAGCAUCAAGUGCGAGCCAGUCGAGUGCCCCGCGGUGCAGAGCCUCAACUGCAGCGAGCCCGGCCAGAGGCUGGUCAACAAAGUGGACGGCUGCUGCACUAAGCCGUCAUGUGAGUGCAGUGUCGACCUGUGUGCAGCUCCCAUUAGCUGCCCGCUGGGCUUCCAGCUGGCCGUUACCAACGGCACCUGCUGUCAGUCCUACCACUGUGAGCCUAAAGGAGUGUGUGUCUAUGACAUGACUGAGUUCAAGCCUGGAGCAAAAAUACCAAUUGGAGAGACAUCUGCAUUGGGACUACCACCAGCAACAAUUGCUUUCUCAGAAAUAAAUCAAGCAACAUCAGGAUAUUCCUCAGAGGAGUCAGUUCAAUCCACGCCCUGCCAGGAAUGUUACUGUGGCCCCAGUAUGGACCCAAUCACCAAGCUGAACAUUAUCACAUGCAAACCUGUAGUGUGCAACACAAGCUGUCCUGAGGGCUUUGAAUAUCAGACCACAGUGGGCAAGUGUUGUGGCAGAUGUGUGCAGAGGAGCUGCAUUUUCACCACACCUGACAACCUGACAGUGCAUAUCAUUGAGGUCAAUGACACUUUCACACCGCCUAAUGACAAAUGUGUACAAUACACCUGUGAGAUGAUCAAUGGACAGAUGGUCACCAAGGAAACCAAGACCACCUGUCCAAGCUUUAACUCCCUGGACUGUGUACCUGGCACUGAGACUACUGAUGCUAGCGGGUGCUGUAAGACCUGCAAACUACAAAGUGUCUGUAAGGUCCAGAGUGAGCAGACGUUUAUUACGAUGAACGGAUGCACCAGCGCCGAGCAGGUCAAUGUCACUUCCUGUGUUGGACACUGUCAAAGCUCAUCCAUGUACUCUGCAGCAGCCAACGCCAUCACCCACCGAUGUGAAUGUUGCCAGGAGGCCACCACCAGCGUGAAACAGGUGGAGCUGAUCUGUGCCGGUGGCUCCAAACUCCAGCACAGCUACACCCAAGUGGAAACGUGCCACUGCAGCAAAGACAGCUGUUCAGGGGGGAACAACUAA
Menidia menidia (Atlantic silverside) is the source of this 2568-nucleotide messenger RNA. Lineage: Eukaryota; Metazoa; Chordata; Actinopteri; Atheriniformes; Atherinopsidae. The record is from the annotation of a GenBank genome assembly.